UCAGUUUAGUGAGAAAUUUUUGAGCUGUAACUAGAAAAAUAAUAUAUUUUUUAAAUAUGAAUUUACUAAUAAUCACUGUGUGCGUUUUGAUAGAAGCGACAGUGAUAAUGACAGCGAAACCAGCAAGAUUAUCUGUAACAAACUCUCCUGCAACUUUAAAUCAGGGUAAAUUUUAUGCAUAUACCUACAAGUAUAAUCCCAGUCCUUCUACUACACCCUUUAGUACAAGAUCAACGUCAACGCCAACGCCAUACUAUUCACGAUCAAAAAAGUCUCUUUACAAUUACAAUUAUAAUACUGAUACCAGUAUCCAGGCUCAAGAACAAAAUUAUCUCAAUAACUUGAGCACGGAUCAAGAGACUCUGAAAGAGCGAGGCAGCUAUAAUUAUAUUGACAAUGACGGCAACACUUUCCAAGUAUCACAUAUAGCCCAUGAAGAUGGAUUUCAGCCGAAGGAUGCUCACUUGCCUACAUUACCAUCACUAAUCAAGAAGGCUCUUCAGAACAUCGCCGAAUAUUCCAAAAGGAAUGGGAAAGAAUAAAAAUGUUAAAUAUUGCGGAAAUAUCGUAAAAUUAUGAAUGAGAUCUCAUAAGAUGACAGAUUGAAGAAAAAGUAUGUUUUUGAUGUUUAAUAUAUUUUUAAGGAUUUAUAUAGCUGCAGAAACAAAAUUUAUUUCCAAACCUGC
Messenger RNA from Camponotus floridanus (Florida carpenter ant), 686 nucleotides. Its product is annotated as endocuticle structural glycoprotein SgAbd-2. Gene Ontology annotation, cellular component: chitin-based extracellular matrix. The transcript has 2 exons. Gene Ontology annotation, molecular function: structural constituent of chitin-based larval cuticle. Bases 57 to 542 code for a protein of 161 amino acids. The record is from RefSeq and is a predicted model, not a curated record. Lineage: Eukaryota; Metazoa; Arthropoda; Insecta; Hymenoptera; Formicidae.